AUGUCUCAGCAAUCGAGUGAUGAAUCUCCCGUUUUAGACUCGGCAACUCCGGAAGAGUCAUCUAACCCUAAUAGGAUUCUUAAGGUUGUCCCUUUAAGGACGAUUAGCAGUGAUGAAGUAAAGGCCACAAAGCCUAAAACGACUCAUGCAAAACGGCCCAAGGAGGGUAUUCAUAACAAGGGUACCAAAUCCUCAGCAUCUGCUACCAUGGAGGAACUUACUAAAGAAGGAUCCAAAUAUGUCGAUAGCGCAAUUACCAUGAUUGUUACUCGUAUUUUGAAGGAGAAUCAUCAAGUGCCUGAAAUAUCUAUUCCUCUUCAAACCAUAAUGGCUGAUCCCCUCAAUAACACCAGUAAAGCUGAGGUUGUUCACACCGUUGAUAGUGACCUAGAAAUCAUCAAGGAUGAACAAGGGUUUGCUAAGAAUACUAAUGUUACCGAGGAUGUCAAUGACAUCGACAAUAAUGAGCACCUUAAGGCCAAUACUGAAACUGAUACUAAGGUGGUAGACCUAGAUGAGUUCUCUGACGACGAAUUACUUACCUCCUUGAAUCCUAGUGUAGCCAACAGGCUAAUGACAAGAAGAAAAGGCAAAGCCGUUGUCCAAGGAUCUCCUAAAAGGAGCACUCAAGUGAACAACCCUGCCAAAGACACUGUCAAGAAGAAGAGUACUUCUGCAGGUCCUGUCAAGAGCAAAACUGUAACCAAGAGUAAAGGGGUUGGUCCAUCAAAAUCUUGGAGCAGGGUCAUUCCAAAGAAAAGAAAGGAGCGGGAAAUAGUUGAACCUGAAUCUGAUGUUGAAGUAAAUGUCCCUGACAUUCCAUCGAGGAAGAAGCCUACAGCCAAUAAGCUUGCUGCUAGUAUUCCUGAAGUUCCCAUUGAUAAUGUGUCUUUCCACUAUGCCUCUAGUGCCAGCAGAUGGAAGUAUGUUCUCCAAAAGAGAUUGGCUGUUGAAAGAGAAUUGGCUCCAAAUGCUCUUGAAAACAAGGAGGUCUUAGAGCUAAUCCAAGAAGCUGGACUGCUAAAAACUGUGUGCAAUCUUCCCAAAUGUUAUGAGAAGCUGGUCAAAGAAUUUGUGGUAAACCUAUCUGAAGAUUGUGGCAACAGCAGGAGUGCAGACUACAUAAAGGUGUUUGUAAGAGAUGAAGCUCAAACCGAGCUGGAAGUAACAGACAACCAAGUCUGUCAAGUGAUCACAACUAAGCAAGUAAAAAGCUGGCCCAUGAAAGAGAAGCUAACUGCAAGCAAGCUGAGCAUCAAGUAUGCAAUGCUUCACAAGAUAGGAGCAGCUAAUUGGGUUCCAACAAAUCACAAGUCAACUAUCUCAACUGUGCUUGGUAGAUUUCUGUAUGCUGUAGGAACAAAGGCAAAGUUUAAGGGUCCAAUUGCCUUUCUAUCCCUCUUGUGUGGUAUACUGGAUCAGUAUUCAAACAUUCUCAAUGAACAUGAUGUAGUGUGCAAAAGAGAAAGUCCCUUGGCCUUCCAUUACAAACUGUUUCAGGGCAAGCAUGUUCCAGACAUUGUCGUGACAUCAGCUGAAAAUUCCAAAUCUAGAGCAUCAGUCAGCAAAGCAGAAGUCAUAGCAAUGCUAAAAGAGACUUGUAAAGAACUCGAAUCUAGAAAAAUGUCUCUUGAAAAAAUGAUACGUACUCUGGAAAUGGAUGAGAAUGAAGAGUUUGCAGAUACUGAAGAGAUUGAAGACAAAGAUGAACAAGAAGGGGAAGAAGAAAGUUCUAGUCCAGCUGAUGACUCUGAGAAAGAAAGUUCUUCAGACACCUCAAGUGGGUCUGAAUCUGGGCAGUAA
Vicia villosa (hairy vetch) is the source of this 1803-nucleotide messenger RNA. RefSeq lists its product as uncharacterized. Bases 1 to 1803 code for a protein of 600 amino acids. The transcript has 2 exons. NCBI's taxonomy places the organism in Eukaryota, Viridiplantae, Streptophyta, Magnoliopsida, Fabales, Fabaceae. The record is from RefSeq and is a predicted model, not a curated record.